Messenger RNA from Babesia ovata, 7002 nucleotides. Its product is annotated as Extracellular matrix-binding ebh. Lineage: Eukaryota; Apicomplexa; Aconoidasida; Piroplasmida; Babesiidae. The transcript has 2 exons. The coding region runs from base 1 to 7002 and encodes 2333 amino acids. The record is from RefSeq and is a predicted model, not a curated record.
AUGGCUCCGAAAGCUUUGACGGAUUGCCCCGAGAACCUACGAGAGGCGAUCGACUGGCUCAUCCAUGUGAAGCAGGGUGACGGGAUUCCAAAGCUGUCCUACGCCCUGAGUAAGUUGUUCGACAAUGUUGUUCAGGACGCUCAGAAAUCUCUGUGGUCUCUCCCCGAAUCACAUCACACGUCCGCCAGAGAUGUUAUUGGCAAGCUUCAAACGUUUCAGAACGCUGUUACGAAAAACUCUGAGAAUCCUAAUCAAGACACUUUACAUAAUCUCUGUUCCGCCCUUGAGACAUUUUUAGGUUAUCGGUCGCCUGGAACCUACGACGGUUCCGGGAUUGUGUACGGCGACGCCUCCCGUUUGUGCGACGCCAUUGUGGCGUUUUUGUAUAGAGUGUUCAGUGACGUCCGUGAUAAUCAGCCGUACGUUGUUGGUAGAGUUUUGUUAGGUGGCUUAGUUGGUGACCUCGAAAAGGCCAGGUGGAGUGGCCACCAUGGCUUCAAGCAUGUCAUCCCCAAAGUGGCUGCUGGCCUCGGGGCGUACAACGACGCUGUCAAAGCUUCCAAUGACAGAGUCAAGAGGCCGAUUGAUGACAUGAUCGCAUAUGUGGCACAGGGUGGUGAGUUGCUUAAACGCGUUAAUGGUUUGCAGGUAGAGAGUGUUACUGAGGAAGAGGUUAAGAAGGCCGAGAGGCUGGUGGAGGAAUGUCAAAAACGUGCUGACGCAUUCUACAAUGAUAUGAACAAAGUGGCCAGCACAACUAGCGCAAUAAAAGACCUAAAUCCUACGUUGCGUGAUAAAGUCAUGAGUGCUAAGAAACAUAUGACUCAAGAAAGGAAGCGUCUUCAGAACCUGACGAGGAAGGAGAGAGACAACUUGGAGGCCAUGACAAAAAUUAUCAGAAAGGCUUUGAGGGAGCUCGAAAACAAUGUGAGCAAUAAGAUCGGUGAGCAAAUUGAUGCGCUCGUUGCAAAGGUAAAAGCUAUGGUCGAAAAAAUUAGAGACAUGCUGAUUAAGAUUUACGAUAGUCUGGGAAAAUAUGUCGACGAGUUGGAGGCUUGGAUCACGGAGGCCAAGAAAUUCAUUGCAUUCGCGGAGAGGAAUGUGAAAAAAAUGUUGAAUGAAGUCACAGUAAAUGAAAGCGGUGAUAAGCCGGAGAGGUGGAAGAAAAUUGAGGAAAACGUAAAUAAGAUUGAUCAGGGGCUUGACAAGGAAAUUAAGGAUCUGCAGGCUUGGAUUAAUAACGCCGAGGAAACGCGCGGAAAGGCUGAGAAAAGAGCUAAAGAGGCCUUUUCCAUUCUCAGUUAUUAUAAGGACAAAGACAGAAAAAACAAGACAGAGCUUGCUGAAAAUAUUCAGAACAUUCUUGACGCUAAAGAACAGAUUGGAAAAAUUAAUAGUCAGCUUACAAAAAAUGUUGGUGACCUGGAACAGUGGAAAAAUGCGGCAGACGGUUUGCUUGGCAAUGUGAUUGGAGCGACGGGGACAGUGCGUGGGAAGUUGAGUCCAACUAGGACAAAAGAUGGGACUGAAGAGAACAAUAAAAUUGGCAUAAAUAUUGAGAAUAUACGUAACGCUAAAUUGCAACUUGAUCAGGCUAAAGAUAAUCUUGCCGCCCACCUUGGCAGUCUGGAGAGCUGGAAGGGAGAGGCUUAUACAGUGAUUGGAGCGGCGGUGCAGAAGGCGACGGAGGUGUAUGAGAAGUUGAAUCCUGAGAAGAAUGGACCUGCCGAUAAAAAUGUUAUUGGCACAAAUAUUAGUACAAUUGACGCCGCUCAAAAGGCAAUUGACACUGCGAAUAAAGAUCUUCAAACUGAAGUCUCCCACCUGAAUGAGUGGAAGACUGCGGCUGAGAAAAUCGUCCAAGCUGGGCAAAAUAAAUGUGAUGAGAUACUUACAAAAACUGAGAUAAAGAAUGGCGACCCUGUAAUUAAACAGCAAGCCGCCGCACUGCAGAAAAAAGCCACGGACCUUUUAACCGCUUACGAGAAGGCGUAUCCCAAAGUUGACGGUUUGAAAAAUCAAGUUGAACAGGCCAUUUCACAUUUGGAAGAGGGCAUAAAAACGGAUUUGGUUGACUUGCAACAGAGGAUUGUGAGCAGUAUGAAGAGCCAUGUUGGUUUGAUGCUUGGAGAAAUCAGAACGCAAGUGCAGGGGAUUAAAGGGGAGGCAGGGAAAGAUGACAAAAAUACAGGUGCCAAUGGCCUGGAUGGGAUUGUCACCGGAUUGGUGAACAGCUAUGCUGGCGGGUUCAGCGGGGAGUGGCCUUUUCAGAAAAUUGUAGAGGGAUGGUUGGAAAAGGUAUUGGGGAAGGAUGGUGCGAAUAAGAAGGAAGUUGAAAACUGGAUAAAUACGUACGUUACGGAGAAGGUGAGGUUGCUUGGUUUUUCAAUUGCCUCAUUCCGUGAUAAAAUUAUGGAGCAGACCAAGAAGACGCUUAACCAUGAAAUUCAGCAAGCCGGUGAAUUAGUUAAAGCGCAGAUGGAUUCUGCCGAAACCAUAGAAAAGAUCACGAAAACCAUAGAAGCCGUUAAGUCAGGCUGCGAUGAAUUCGUCAAGCAGCUGGAUGACAAAUUUAAGAAAGGAAUUAAGGCGCUUGCCCAGGAGAUUGUGAACAAGACUAACUAUCGUACCACCAACGACAAUCUCCAGCUCGUCACCGAAUUCACCCUCAUCGCUCUCCGCGCCACGGCCAACCAGGUUGGGGAGGAGAUUAAUUCUAUUCUGCUUGCCGACUACAGGAUGGGCAAGGACAGCGGUACAAGCAUCGCAAAGGAACUGGACAAAGCCGUGCAAGCAACCCGGGAUCUGGACAAGAAACUCGAAGCGGCGCAUCAAGCCACAAGUUCAGACGUCUCCAACGACCCGAAGAAUAACAUUUUGCAGAAAGUCAAGGAGAUUGAGCAGCAGGUUAAAAACGAAAUGAAAGAUAAUGGUCCUAAGGGUAUAAUUGUUGAAACCACUAUGGGGCAAUAUAAGAAGAAGAAAGAUCAAGAACCAAUUGGUGACGAGGGCAAGUAUCAAAAGUUGCUUAAAGAUAUCCCCCAGGCGAUGCAGCCUUUCAACACUCACGCUCAACUCACGGACGCCAGUAAAGUCGAACGACAAAAGGAACUAGUUACCCAGCAAUUUCAAGCGAUCGAACAAGAACUCCAAGCCAUUGCGUGGUUUGUUAAUAGUAAGAAGGGCGAAAAGCCUAAGACGCUGCCCCAGCCCACGGACCAAGAUGGUAUCAAGCAGCGGUUGGAUGAUUUGGAGAAUAUGCUUAAGGAGGCAGGGGCUUAUCAAAUUAUGUCUUCUUUAGGUGUAGGUAUUAAUAAAGAUGUCAAAGGCCUCCAAGCAAUUGAAGACAAGAUUAAAGAUCUGAAGACAAGGACGUAUGAUAUUAAAACCAAAGAAAUCGGAGAAGCUUUACCCAAUAUUACGCAGAAACUCGGAGAACUCAGGAACAAAUUGCAAAAUCCAGUCAACAAUGUAAAAGAUGAUGUUAUCAACAGGCUGUAUGAUCUGCAGUAUACUGGUCUCAAGCAAAAUGCUUGGUCACCAAACCGUCUCAGAAUAUAUGGCCUCGGUAAAAUACAUGGGGACAUUGCACAGCUUCAAAAAAAUCAGUUUACUGAGAAUCCAAGCACAAUUGGCGGCGCAGUUCACAUUAUUACCCAGUCACUGAAUAACCUCCAGAGUGAUUUGGACAAAAAAGUCACCGCCAAGCUGGAGAGAUUGAAAAGCUAUGGGCUUAAUCAUACGGAAAACUGGGAUGGCAACCACAAUGCAAAGGGAUUCGACACAAUCAAGGAGGGGAUUGAAAAGCACAAUGAAGAGUUGGGAAAACAGCCCAACGCUAUUGAAAAGGCCGUCGAAAACAUCAGAUUGGAACUCGCAAAAAUCGGAAUAAAGUUGCACAAUGUCAUGCUUGACGGUGACGUCGUAGACCACUUGAGGGUCCUGAGAACUUUAAUUUCCAAACAUAAUAACAGCCAAGGCCUCCAAGCGAUCUAUAAAGCCAUCGACGGCGUCCACACCUUGGUGCCGGUCGUCAACGCAAAACUCACCGAGCUGUGCGAGGCGAUUAAGAUGCCGGGCAUCAGCAUCAAGGAAGCAUUGGGGAGGCUGAAGGCUCUGAUCGAUCAUGACUACGUGGUCAUCAACGGCGGUGAGCAGCACGGCCUGAACGAAAUUAAGAAUGAGCUCAAGAGGCUGCGCGCCUAUCUUCUGAGCGGGCCCAUAGAGGCCUGCGAGCAAUUCCUCCGGGACGCAGACGCAACCGGCAGGCUGGCCAAGCAGAAAAUCAGGGAGCAUCUGCACCAACAGAUAAAAAUCGCCGAGGAUGCCAUGAUCGCGCAGGCCAACGCAAAUUACGUGUCAAGCGUGAAGCAGAUGCUGCAGCAGUACGCCUCGAAGGUGAACAGCGAGCUGGUCAAACUGCCCGACGAAAUCGAUCACGACUUGGCGAUAGGCUUCAAGGGCUUCGUGAAGCAGAUUGCUGGUGACAACAACGGAAACAUAAAUUUGCUCACGGACGCCGCCAACGUAGGCGAUUUGUCGUAUCGCUUCAACGUCUUCUGCGGCAGGUUGCGUAUGUACAUCGAGGCUGAGAUCAAGAGAGAGCACCACGAAAAUAUGUCACGAAGAAAUCCCAUUCCUAGGAGCCCUGAGACGCUGUACACCAAUCAGCUCGCCGAAAUUUACACAGCACUAAAUGACUUGCUUAGUCACUUAACUCGGCAAAAACACUACGACCGUGAGAUACGUGGUAAACUUGACAAACUCAUCGACGCUGUGAAUGCCCUCAGGCCACAAGGCUUUACUAAACCGAACAGCCCCCUGCUGGAUGGCAUCGGUGAAGGGCUGCGCGCUUUUGUCGCUGAGUUCACAAAUUGCUACAUCUCCGCGUACUCGGGAGCGCAGUGCCGGGAGGCGGACGCCGACAAGUACGCCAAGGUGUUGCUGAGCAUGGUUCCGAUGACGCACGACGCGCUGACCAACUUGGCAACCAAAUGCGGCACCAACUGGAAGACCAACAAAAUAUGCACGCUCACCCCCGACGGCAGGGACAACGGCCUGGGCAACUACCUUACCAAAUGCGGCUACAAGGUGUCUCCCACCGACGGACUCCAGGAGGGGGAGUUGCAGAAUCAAUUUUCGGGCGGCGCAGCGUAUGAGUUGCUUAAAUCACCAAUUCCAGACGUGAACAUCAAAAUGCUGGUCGACGGUGAGCCUCUAGAGAAUGGCAUUAAUGUCGUUGACUUAGUUGCGCUUUUCCAUAACAUGGUGUGUCGCUACCUCCAGGCGUGCCACCUUAAGGUGCACGCAUCGCCCAGGUACCCCUGCACGGUAAGGGACAUGCUGUCGUGGCUCUCUGGUCUGCAGUACACUCUAGUGGCAUACAAGUUGAAUGACCACUGCAGAGCGUUGCUCAAUCGGCAGUGCGACGAUAGCGAUAUUAUCAACAGGGACGACGAGGUCAUGGCACAGUGCAUUAAUAGUCUGCCGUACACUAUCGCAUCAGCGUGUUCAUACGCCAACUCGCUGCUUAUCGCAAUACAGGGCCACGGCCGUGGCUUUGACCUGGCAGCGUACCCCUACUCCGUCGACCUCGCCAACAACCGCGCUAAGCUCCACUACCCGGCCGACCCCGCCGAGCUACUAGACAUGAUGAGGGAGAUAGUAUGCCGCCUGUGCCCCGUGCUCUAUUUCCUCUACGCCCAGUGCUGCCGUGCCACCGCCGAAACCAAGGGCUGGCGGGAGUGCCACUACGGCCGGCAGGUGCCGCAGGCCACCGAUGCAAGUCACAGCUGCCCGCCAAACUCGCCGCUGCAGUCCUUCCUCUCAGACAGCUGUCUCAACCUCCUGCCGCAUAGGCUCACAGUUGUUGACAAUGCCAUCGAAUGUGCCAACUGCCCUUCCAACCAACCCGGCCAACAGUGCCUCACCCCGCUAGGCUUCUGUGACCUUGGCCUGGCAGCCUCCAUGAGACGCACCGGCAAGGAACUUGCCAAGUCACUCGGCCGUCUCUGCAGUGACGCCGACGCCUGCCUCUUCCAACUCUGCCGAACGCUGUCCUUGCUGUGCCCCUCAGCACCGCAGUCACUCGGCGACGUGUUCGCGUUGUUCACUCAUCUGCUCAGAACGUGGGACCACGAAUCGUCCCGGCGGGCGUACUCUCACCAUGAGUCAUACAUAUCGCACCUGAACGACGAGGCCAUUGACAAGCUGUUCCCGCUGUGGACUGAGCUCCACGGCAGUUACCAGAAUAGCAACCUCACCGACGCCCUCAAGGCACUCGCCGGCCAUGACCAUAACAACUCAGGGCACAAUGCCCUCUCCAGUCUCUCCGCCGAGCCGCCUUGUCAAACAACCAGUGGAUGCGCCCCCUUCCUGCAGCCACUGUCGCUGUACGCCAACCACACCUUCCCGCAGAAACACGCACAGCUCUGCCUCACCUGGGUGGUACACUUGGCAUGGCAGUUGUGGCAGCUGCUGCAACAACUGAGAGACGCCUUGGACAACAUCGACUGCACGGCCCACGGCUGCGCCACGUACCUCUGUCCCACCGGCAACCACGGCGGUGAGGACGCCUGUCACUGCCCGUCCAUCGUAGAAUGCGGCGGACCCCUGCCGACGCUCUACCGCUACGGAUUCACAUACCGCAACGCCCACGUCCUGGUCGCCGGCAGCCAGAAGAUGCGCUGCAGUGACAUCAACGGACAACUCAACAAGACACUGCAUUCCAACCACUUCACGGAGUUAUUCCACCAAAUCGACGAACUCCUGUGGUACAUCCGCAUGCCAUUUCUCUUCACCCUCGUCGCACUGUGGUCCAUCGCAUUCUUCCUCCUCAUACACACGCUGCUCUACCGUCUGGAUGUCUUGCGCAUACGAUCUCACUUAAUGCGCACCAAGGCGUCCCACCUCAUCGAUGCCAAGGCCUUACUCACUAAAGGCCGGAGGAUGCUUUCACUCCACCACGGCGUUGACUACUUCGACGACGAACCUGUUGACUAA